AUGAGAGAUUCUAUAUCUGCUCGAGAAAGAUUUUAUGCUACAGUGCGUUUUUUGGUAACCGGUGACGCACAGAAAACAAUAGCUAUCAGCUACCGCAUGAGUCCUUCAGUUGUCGGAAGAAUAAUAAAUGAAACAUGUAGAGCCAUAUGGGUAUCACUUUUUAAAAAGAAAUACAUAGAUCCACCAUCUUCUGAAAAAGAAUUGAAAAAAAUAGCCACUAACUUCGAGAACAGAUGGAAUUUUCCCCAUUGCUUAGGUGCUAAUAAUGGAAAACAUGUAGUUAUGCAAGCUCCUGGGUGCUCUGGCUCAUCGUUUUAUAACUACAAAAAGACACAUAGUAUUGUUCUUUUGGCUGUGUGCAAUGUAAAAUAUCAAUUUUCACUAUCAGAUAUAGAAAAUAGUGGAAGACAAAGUGACGGUAGUGUAUAUGCAAAUAGUCAACUUGGUUAUGCUAUUGAAAAUGAUCUGCUUGACAUUCCUCAAGCAUGUAAAGUAAAUGGUACUGAAACAAUAUUUCCCUACGUGUUUGUUGGAGAUAAUGCAUUUGGUUUAAAGCCUCAAAUGAUAAAACCUUAUCCAUUCUAA
Messenger RNA from Hydra vulgaris (swiftwater hydra), 585 nucleotides. RefSeq lists its product as uncharacterized. The record is from RefSeq and is a predicted model, not a curated record. Lineage: Eukaryota; Metazoa; Cnidaria; Hydrozoa; Anthoathecata; Hydridae.